AAUGGAAACUGUACUGAAGGAUGAAACUAGAAAGGGUCCGUGGACCGAAAAGGAAGACAUAGUUCUGGUGAACUUUGUGCACUUAUUUGGUGAUCGACGAUGGGACUUUAUAGCCAAAGUUUCAGGUUUGAAGGUGUGGCGGGAGACAAAUAUGAUAUAGGCUUGAAUCGAACAGGCAAGAGUUGCAGGCUACGAUGGGUUAAUUAUUUGCACCCUGGUCUCAAAAGAGGCAAGAUGACACCCCAAGAAGAAAAACUCGUGCUUGAUCUUCACGCCAAAUGGGGAAACAGGUGGUCAAGGAUUGCUAGGAAAUUGCCGGGUCGGACGGAUAACGAGAUCAAGAACUAUUGGAGAACUCAUAUGAGAAAAAUGGCUCAAGAUAAGAAACAAUCCAUGUCACCAUCUUCGUCUUCGUCAACUAUCACUAGAGCCGAUUCCUCGUCUGGGAAUGUAAGUUUUUAUGACACCGGAGGUCCGGAAAUGGCGGUUUUCGAAGACGUUAAAGGGUACUCCAUGGAUGAAAUCUGGAAUUACAUUGAUAUGUCUGAAGAAAAGACAAUGGGAUUACCUUUGUCCGGUAACAACGGUACUGAAGAAGGUUGUAACUUUUCAUGCCCUUCAAUGGCCUCUCCUUCAUGGGAUUUCUACUGGGAUUAUUCACUGUGGAAGAUGGAUGAAGAAGAGAGUAAGAUGCUCGUCCCAACCAAUCAAAUUCAAUUCAUUUGUUCGUAGAACUCUAACCUGUA
Molecule: messenger RNA, 746 nt
Organism: Hibiscus syriacus
Lineage: Eukaryota; Viridiplantae; Streptophyta; Magnoliopsida; Malvales; Malvaceae
Product: transcription factor MYB59-like
Exons: 3
Coding region: 100-732 (210 amino acids)
Biological process (GO): regulation of DNA-templated transcription
Cellular component (GO): nucleus
Molecular function (GO): sequence-specific DNA binding; DNA-binding transcription factor activity
Source: RefSeq, a predicted model, not a curated record